AGUACCACAUGAAAAGGAACUGGAAACGCAAGAAAAGAACACCCAUAACCAAAUAAUAAAUGAACAACACGAAUCCGAACGAAUUCAAGUGCAGCAAGACAAAGAAGAAGAAAAACAACGAUCAGAAGAAGACCUGGAACAACGAGAGCAUCUACACGAAGAGGAACGGGAAGGAGAACAUCUACAAGAAGAAAUACGAGAUCAGCAAAAAAAAAAACAGGAACAGCAGGAAGAAGAGCACGAAGACAGCAUAAAACAAGGAAAGGAACAAGAGCAACAACAACAACAACAACAUCAACAGCAUGAAAAUGCUGCGAAAAACAGCGAAGAACCCGCAAAAAACGAAACUGCCGUUGGUACAAAUGCCACCGCUUCAACAGACGACAGUGACGGCAGCACCAGCGCUGUCUCGCACACCACCUCCCCUCUUUUGCUUCUUCUUGUUGUGUGUGCGGCUGCGGCUGCGGUGGUGGCCGCGUGA
This is a messenger RNA of Trypanosoma cruzi, 481 nucleotides long. RefSeq names its product mucin-associated surface protein (MASP), putative. NCBI's taxonomy places the organism in Eukaryota, Euglenozoa, Kinetoplastea, Trypanosomatida, Trypanosomatidae. The record is from RefSeq and is a predicted model, not a curated record. The transcript has a single exon. The annotation marks the transcript as partial.